CACGAUAUUCACUUUGCGUUCCGUAAAGGGUGCUGUUCAAUUCAGAGUGUUGUGCGUCCAAAGACUCUGGAAACAAACUUUCCAGUCGCGUAUUGUUGAGGGCCGCAGCCAAAUCUCUUCGUUUGCCACUACGCUCUGCGACACGUUUUGCCACUGGAGCGCUCCGCAAGUUGCUGAUUUCAGGUAUAAUCAACCUUACUUCAAUCAACUACUUAAAAAAUCAUCAGUUUCGCACAAUGUUUGGACUAUGGCCAAUGCUCAGGAUGAGAAUCUGCGACAUUUUUCUAUAUUCGAUGUUGAUUGCUAUUUGUUUGGAGGCGGCAGUUUUGGCGGAUGUCGCUAACGAUGUGCCGAUGCCACCUCGGAAAUCCCUAGAAGAAAAUCCACAGUUAGAAAACGAUUAUUCGAAGAGAGGAUGGAAGACUGACUUACCCAUGUGGGGUAAAAGAGGGUGGAGCAAUCUGCAUUCCGGGUGGGGCAAACGGGAUUCGGACUCUGACGAAGAACUAGACGGUUACCCUUCGGGUAUGGAAAAACGGGCUUGGCAAAGACUUCAAGGCGGAUGGGGUAAACGAUACAUCCCAACCGAAGAAGACAUGGUUAUUCGUCAAUUAGCAGCCGCUCUAUCUGAAGACAAUAACGAAAACACCAUCGACUACUAUCCAGACCAGGAUUUUGAUUCGUCGCACGAAGUUAACAAGCGAAACUGGAGAGGUUUUUCUGACGGAUGGGGCAAGAGAAGCGACAAAUGGGAUAAAUUCAGAGGUUCGUGGGGUAAACGUCAGCCGGCUUGGAAUAAUCUGAAGGGCCUCUGGGGCAAACGCAGCGUCUCCGAAUAAAAUGUAUUUCAGCGUUAUCUCUUCCUUUACCGUUUUGUUUCCACUCGCUAACUGAAAACAAAUACAUAGAAACAAACGAAAAUUCUACUCGUUAUUUUCAAUAUAGAAAAUUGUAUGUUAAUGGAAUGUAAUUCGAUUCAGUUCAAUUAUAAUCGUUGGACUUUCCUGGAUCUAAACGAAGGGAAAAUAUAUAUUUUAGUUUUUCUUGCUAAAGCCCUAAACUUGAACUCGUUUUGAAAGUGCUACAAAAAUAUAUUGAUCCAGAUUGAAGGUAUUAAACUGAUUCAACAGUUUCACAUUCCAAAUAUCCACCAAUGGUUAAUGGAAUUUAGGCUCCAGCCAAUUCCUUCUACCCAUUGAAAUGUAUUCAUCUAACCCAUUUUGGUAGCUGCAUAAUGUAUUUUGGCUUUGCAUUAUAAAACAAGAUGAAGCUCGGCUGUACAUCAAAGUGCUGGACAGGAAUUGUUGGAUAUGUUUAAUUGAUCCUAGUUUCCACGUCAUACUGAAGAAUGUCAUUUGAGUUUUCGCUACUACUUAACUGUUCUUCUCCUACAUUCUCUUUUAUAUAAGUAGAUAGAAAAUUUGCAACUACAAUAAAACGUACUAUUCCAUACUUAUGAAGACCAUACUGUAACAUUUGUAAUUAUACCUAUAUUUGUUUAAUAUAAACCUGAUGAUUAUAGAUUAGAGGCUAAGGUACUUUAAAAUGGAAAUAAAUGAUAUAGAGUUAAGAAUAUAAUAUGUUGUGAAAUAAAUCAGUAAGAGCAUCUGCCAGUCCUACUUAA
Dendroctonus ponderosae (mountain pine beetle) is the source of this 1624-nucleotide messenger RNA. RefSeq names its product prothoracicostatic peptide (gene Mip). The record is from RefSeq and is a predicted model, not a curated record. Lineage: Eukaryota; Metazoa; Arthropoda; Insecta; Coleoptera; Curculionidae. The transcript has 5 exons. Bases 237 to 839 code for a protein of 200 amino acids.